AUGGCACCCACGGAGGCCGACGCUGCCCAGCCAGCACCUUCGAAGAAGUGUGAUGGAAGUAUUCCAGCCUGUGGGAACUGUGCUCGUGCAGGUGUCCCGUGUGUUGAUGUCGAUGGCCGGAAUAAUGGUCUAUCCAUCCCACGAGAUUUCAUCACACGAUGUUACGCCAGGAUUAACUGGCUUGAACAAAGACUGAAGGAGAUCGACCCUCAGUUCGAUAUAUCUCAAGGGCCCGCAGUCGACAUGACUAGCGCGGAUGAAACAACCACCCCUCAUCGUCCUGCAAUAUCUACCAGCGGGACAGGUCAGGAGCAUGCACAUGCCCCGUCACCGGUACUCGAAUCUGUUGAUCGCCCCCUUGUGGAAGGUACCACGUCUUCCAAGCGCUCGUAUUCUAUGACAGAGGGGCCAGAGGUGGAACAGCCCAUUUUCGUUGAGCUGGGCAUGCUCUCCUUGCACUCCGAUUCCCGACAGAAACAUUAUCUUGGAUCGUCAUCGGGUCUGCUUUUCACGAGACUGAUUGGAAUUGACAGCGAACGAAGUUCGACGGCGAGCCCAGAGUUUGUAACGACAUCCUCCCGCAAUGGUCAUCGUCGCCGGUUGACCCCUGGUCGUAGCCAGUCACGCGAGGCCUACCAGGUUCUUUAUGACCGAUUAAGAGAGGAAUUGCCAUCACCCGAGGAAGCCAGUGCCUUGUUAGAGGUCUAUUUCCAGGUGAUCCACGUGGAUCACCCAUUUCUUCAUCCGCACUCAAUAUGUAAUGCGUAUCGGGCCCUGAGAGACUGUGCAGAGCUCGGCUGCAAUGGCCAUGUCGGACUCAAUGGCUGGAUUGAUACUAUGAAUCCUUUUUCCUACAAUGGAAGAUACGAUGUCAGUGCCGGCAACGAAAUCACCCCGAUUUCUGUUUUCACAGCUACUUUCCAUGUCUUUAUGGUGUUCUCACUUGCGGCGACCGUUAUGACCCGGAACAGAAGCUUUGAUCACUCUCCAGAUAAAUAUUAUCGGAUAGCCAUGUCAGCUGCCUCGGAAUGCUUUUGCAGCAUCUCCGUCCCAGCUCUACAAGGCGUGCUGCUGCUAAUGGUCCAGGGCUUGAUUGGGCCUGCGGCUAUCAACAUCUGGACGCUCUCGUACAUUGCGACGUCACAUUGCAUUGACUUGGGCCUCCAUCGGGAGCCCGCAGACUACUCUGAACUCACCCCCACCGCAUUGACAAUUCGCCGCCUUAUUUUCCAUACAGUCUAUUCUCUUGACCGCUCCAUAUCAACAAUCCAAGGAAGGCCCCUAGGUAUCCGGGACGAGACCUUCGAUGUAAGGUGGCCGAAGUUUGAGGAAAUCCAAGAUUUUACGUACCCAGCCGACCAGAGGAAUGAACUCGAUAUACAACUACCACCACCAGAGACCGUGGCUUUGUGCAUAUAUCGCUUCCGGAUCGACUCUUACAUCUCGGAAAUAAAGCUUCUAUUCUAUAGGUUGCCAGCGCAAGGGGAUGCCACGAUCUGGCCCACGGAUCUGGUUAGCAUACAGCAGCGCAUAAAGACUAAGCUAGAUGAUUGGCUAGCGGAGACCGCAAGUCUUCGGCCGACGUCGAGCAUGCAGGACAUCGAGGACGGAGAAUUGAAAUUUCACUGCGAACAACUUAAACUGGAAUCGUUGUACCAUUCGGCUAUCACCCUUCUUUUCCAGCCAUCCCAAGUCUUCCGAUCGCCCUCAAGGAAUGCUUUGAUUCUCUGCUACCAAAGCUGUCGGAGGCGCUUACGGAUAUACAAAUACCUCAACCAUGAAGAAAAGCUGCACUAUACUUGGCGUCAUGUACAUGGUAUCUUCUCCUCUGGGGCCACCAUUGUCUAUUGCUUUUGGGCCUCGCGUGACCUUCUGGAAACGAUACCAUUCUCUGAAGCCCUGGGCGACCUGCGCACAUGCUCUAACCUGCUCAGCGUUGGCAGCCAGUGGUGGCCCUCUCUUCGCAGAGGAAAGGACAGUUUUGAUAACAUGGUAGAUCUCACAAUCAAGCGAUUGAGCCAGCUACAGGCUUUGUCUCAGCUGCAGUCCUCAUCGCGGGCACAAAGACGACGGAUAGUGCAAUCAACCGAUCCAUCAUCACUCGUGUCGAACAUAGGGUCCAUGCCGGAUGUAGUUAACACGCAGAUGGGGUUACCUGUUCUUGACCAACAUCAUGCGGUCGUAUAUGGCUCUGUCAGCUCUGUUGACGCCACAGCUGCAGCUGCAGACACUGUACGAACCGAGUCAUACCCGGAACACCAUUUUGAGAAUGAGCCCGACUCAUUUAUUUCACAGAUUAAUGGCCUUCUCCCAGCCGAUUCCGACGAAUCUACUAUUGACUCAGCUAUGGAGGGCUUCUUGGUGGAAUAUUUACAUGGUGACUGGGGCUGGGAUCCGUUCUCUAGCAGCAUGGUAAACCCGGAGUACCCAUGA
This is a messenger RNA of Aspergillus pseudotamarii, 2433 nucleotides long. RefSeq lists its product as uncharacterized. The transcript has 5 exons. Gene Ontology annotation, molecular function: zinc ion binding; DNA-binding transcription factor activity, RNA polymerase II-specific; sequence-specific DNA binding. The coding region runs from base 1 to 2433 and encodes 810 amino acids. Gene Ontology annotation, biological process: DNA-templated transcription; positive regulation of transcription by RNA polymerase II. The record is from RefSeq and is a predicted model, not a curated record. Lineage: Eukaryota; Fungi; Ascomycota; Eurotiomycetes; Eurotiales; Aspergillaceae.